Spodoptera littoralis (African cotton leafworm) is the source of this 3231-nucleotide messenger RNA. NCBI's taxonomy places the organism in Eukaryota, Metazoa, Arthropoda, Insecta, Lepidoptera, Noctuidae. The record is from the annotation of a GenBank genome assembly.
AUGGCUGACAAAGAACAAGUUAUCCAAGCUCUUAGAGCAACUCUGAUAUCAGUUAAGGGGGCAUUGACAAUAAAACAAUGUAACAGAGACUAUCGAGAACUUCAAGGAGAAUGGAUUCCAUUUAAGAAGCUUGGUUAUUCAUCACUGGAUAAACUGUUUCUUGAUGUACCUGGUUUUAAAGUGACUCAAGCUAAUGGUGAAUGGUAUGUUGAUGCCAUAGCUAGUCAAGAAACACAACAUAUAGCUGCUAUGGUUUCACGUCAAAAGUCAAGUAAAAGAGCUCCAAAAUUGAGCUAUCCAAAUCGAUUUCCCAAAAAGCAAGGAUCAUGGCGAAAACCUUCAUCUGGAUAUGCAUCUAACUACAAUAGCCAGUACUCCAAUCAAUAUUAUAGAGCUAAAAGCAGCACUCCAUUUAAUAAUAACACUCAACAUUAUAAGACGAAUAAAUACAAUUCGAGCAAGUCGAACGAAACGAAAUUGACGGCGAAUGUUAAACAAACAACGAAGACAGCAAAUGACCAUGUAGAUAAAAUAUUAAAAAGUUCCAAUUCAUCGCAAAGUUUGAGAGAAUCCAACAACACGCAUAAUGAGGAGUUGAAACAAGCAGUGCGAUCAAACAACGAUAUGGAUGUUAAAUUAUCAACUAAGGUGUCAGCAUCUCAAAGACUUUCAAAUUUAAGAGACCGGCUUAAUACAGUGGAUCUCAUACCGUUGCAGUUGCCUGCUGCUAAUAAUGAAUGUUUGGAAAGCAGUGGUCCUGUAACAAAUGUUGUGCCAGCUCAUAACUUAGAACCACCUCCCGAUUCUACAUCAUCUGUUGAAAAAUUAGCUUGGACUUGUAAAAAACUUGGACUUCCAGAACCUGUGUAUAAAGUACAUGAGUUUAAACCGAAACGGGGACCUGUAACCUUCGACUGCACUGUGAAAGUCGGAGGAUCGUAUAGUGUAUCCUCAUAUCCUGACUCGUCACCGUCCGAAGAUUUAGCCAAAGAAGUCGGAGCAGUAAAGUUGCUUUCAGCUAUAGAAAGUUCCGAAGCUGGUGGAAAGCCGACUUCUUCAAGUAGCAAUGCUAUUGUAUAUCUAACAGAGUUAGUGUCAGAACAUGAAGCAGGACUGUGGGCCAACACAGUACCACAUCUGUACAGAGAAAAAUAUCAAGAAAACCUACCAAGCAACUGGCAAGAAUUAGUUGAAAAUUGCCCUAAAAUAAUAAAGGACAGAGUUUUUAAUGGACAAUUAGUGUUACUUCCUAAUAAAGAGGAAGUGCCAAUACCACUCUUAGAAACAACUAUUUAUGACGAUUCCAUGGAUAGCGACCUACCACCUUUGCAAUUUCCUGACGAUGAUUUUUGGAACGUAUUUGUGACUGUCGCAAAUUCUACACUAGAAAUUUGGCUUCGAAUAAUUGGAUCACAAUACAGCGAUACAUUCGAAACGCUGUUAAUAGAUAUGGCAAAAUAUUAUGAACAUGGAGGAUCACCUGUCGACAAAUCGAUGCUAAUUAAAAAUGCCUGGUAUGCUGUUAAUUUAGAUGAUGGCGGCUGGCAGCGUGCCAAAAUUCUAGAAAUAGAAGAAGACUCGGCGACUGUGUUUCUAGGUGAUCAUGGAGACGACGAUGUCGUGUAUAUUCACAAAAUCAAAAUAUUAGAACCACAGUUUAGAAAACUUCCAGCACAGGCGAUCCUGUGUCGUUUGGAAGGCGCGGAAGAAUUAGCGGCAAGUACGCUCGGUGCUGAGCUGGUGCGACGGCGACUGCCCGGCGAGGUGCUGGUGGCGGCGCCCGGUCCGCGCCACGAUCCCACCGAUCCUUCCGUCGCCGUCGUGCUCUACGACACUUCCACGCAACGCGAUCUCAACCUCAACAAAGAGAUUAUACAUGAUUUCUGCAUCGCUGGCGCUUUCACGAUUACACAGAAACCGUGCGAGGUGGAGGUGGGGUGCGUGACGGAGGAGGGCCGCGUGUGGGUGUCGCGCGCGGGCGGCGCGGCGCUGGUGCAGGGCGCGCUGGCGCUGCUGACGGCGGGCCCCUACCGCCGCCCGCUGCCCGCCGCGCCGCAGGCCCCCGCGCCCAACGCCACCACGCUCUACAUCGUGCGCACGCUCGCCGGCGACUGGGUUCGCUGUACUAUUAUAAGUGGUCUUGACGGUGAAGGAACAGUGAGAACGCAGCUCGUAGACAGCGGCUUAAUUUUGAGAGCACCUUUAUCGUCUUUAGUACCAUUACAGUCGUUUUCUCCCGCUCUAAACGCUUUUCCACCUCAGGCGGUGUCGGUGCGACUGGGCCCCGCGGAGCGCGCGGCGGGCGGCAUGGUGCCGCGGCUGCGCGAGCUGUUGCUGGGUGCGCGCGUGCUGUGCCGCGCUCUGCCAGCCGCGGGGGGCGCGCCCGCUAUUCCUCACGUCGAGCUAUUCGUGCGCACAGGCCCACAGAACAUCCUGGCAUCUGUCAAUAACGCCAUACUCAUGGAAUACGAUUAUCUUCAACAUGGUAAGUUAAAAGAAGAUGACAAUAAUACGACAAACCACGUGGAGGCACUACAUAGGAAGAAAGAACGCAUUUUCCGGAGUUUGUCGAUGGCUGGCGAAGAACGCCCUUCGUCUGGCUCCGCCCUACCACCGCCGCCGCUGCCAGCGCCUGGCCAGUGCUUUGACGUGUAUAUUGCGAUGGCUGCUAAUCCCUGGAACUUCGUUGUGCAACCAAAUAGUACUAGACACACUCUGCAAACGAUGAUGUCAUCUUUGCAAACAGAAUGUCCAAAAUUGACUGAAUUAGAUGCUCCCGUAAAUCCAGUUAGUGGAGAACUGUAUACAGUAUAUUACGACAAAGAUGCAUCAUGGUAUAGGGUGACAAUCGCUGGGACAGUUUCAUCAGAAAUGGUGUCUGUUUAUUUCUGUGACUACGGAGAUUUAGCUUUAUUUGCCACUAAAUCACUACGGCCUGUGCCACCCGGCGCCCCUCUAGCGCGGUCGUUACCACCGCAAGCUAUAAAAGCCCGACUGUUUGAUGUAUGGCCAUUGCAUCAGGACUGGACUGUAGAAGACUGUAUAAGAUUCCAGGAAUUGUGUGUAGAGCAACAGUUUGUAGGUAUUUGUAAAGAUGUUGGUAAGGACCCGUUAAAUCCAAACGAACCCUUAUUGACACUUGAUCUUAUUGACACAUCUACUGAUGAAGACAUUUAUAUAAAUAAACAAUUAGUUACUGAAGGCAGAGCACGAUUAACAUCUACUUCCUAA